AUGGCAUAUCACAUCCUGCCAGAUUUCGGUCCCGUUAUUGGCUUGACAAUCCCAAUCCUUGGGACGAGAGAACGAUCGAUGCAGCUCGUCAGAAGCCCUCAUCAUAGACUCAUAGAACUGGCAAAACACUCCAAACUACGCUUGCCACACGUCUAUGUUCAGACAGUAGAUAGAUUCAAAGCCUUUGGAGGUCAUAACACAUCAGCUUCAGAAUACAGGUUGGACGAGGGAUCUUAUUAUAGACUAAUGGAUAGAUUGGGGCUACAUGCUAGCAAUUAUGCUUCUGAUGUGUUCCCAAGCACAUUACAUAGACCCCAUUCAACAGUAUCGGUUUCAACUCCGCUGUCAUCUCAAGUGCCAACUUCAUCAACACCACAAAAUCAGUCUGAUGUUUACUACGCUCCUGGACGUUCGCCAUAUGGUCCAUCGCAGUCCGAGCGACACCAAAAUGGUAGAAAUCAAGAUCAUAAGUCACCGAACAAUAACAUGCCCAAUUGGCUGGCAAUACUUCGCAGUUGGAUUCGACCAUACAACGGACAAGAUAGAAAUAGAAAGAGUUGUAAAAACUGCAAAGUUCGGGAAAUAUCGAAUCCCGUUCCAGAAGGCUUGCUAUCUACUGAGCCCGGGCUGAGCGAGCCUCCUCUUCCUUAUAUCAUCACACUUCAGUGUACCGUCUGA
Messenger RNA from Botrytis porri, 678 nucleotides. RefSeq lists its product as uncharacterized. The coding region runs from base 1 to 678 and encodes 225 amino acids. The record is from RefSeq and is a predicted model, not a curated record. The transcript is spliced from 2 exons. Lineage: Eukaryota; Fungi; Ascomycota; Leotiomycetes; Helotiales; Sclerotiniaceae.